Messenger RNA from Neltuma alba, 1545 nucleotides. RefSeq lists its product as uncharacterized. The coding region runs from base 191 to 1129 and encodes 312 amino acids. Lineage: Eukaryota; Viridiplantae; Streptophyta; Magnoliopsida; Fabales; Fabaceae. The transcript has 12 exons. The record is from RefSeq and is a predicted model, not a curated record.
GAGCGACGUGGCACCAGACGUAGAAUCGACCGCGUAGAAGGUUCCAGCAGCUCAGGAAGCUUAAACAGUCAAGCCACCUUAAGGAAAUGGCGUGUAAUCUCUCUCUCAGUUCUCUUUCUCACUGGAAGUGAUAUCGACUUAUACUGAGCAUUCCCGAUAAGCUUGAUUUCGUUCAGAUCAUUCGCGGAAAAUGGUAUCACGAGCGGUUCAAAACUCCAAAAUUCUUAUCCUUGUCCCAGCUAUUUUGUUUUUCCUUUGCUACUUUUUAGGUUGGUCUGGCUCUGUUGUGCGGAGGAACCAAAGGUCUUCUGAUCUCAUUGCACAACUUCUGGCAUUGCUCAAGGAUUGUAAUGAAGCUGAGUUUUUACCCGGUCGAUGUGACACUGCAGCCAUUGCCGCUCUGAUUCGACAACUAGCUCAAGAUAUUAGGGAGCUGACCUCAUCCAAUCCUGUAACUAUCUUCAAUGGCAACUCUUCCUCUAAUGGGAGUUAUGCAUCUUACCUAUUACCAGCUGCUGCAAUAGGAGUUAUGGGUUAUUGCUACAUGUGGUGGAAGCGUAAAAUGGCCAAUGCUGUUGCAACCGUGACAAAGCAAUUGGAGAAUGUACAUGAAACAUUAGCUUCAACUAGAAAGCAUCUAACAGAGAAACUAGAAGUUUUGGACCUGAAAAUUGAGGAGUACAAUGAGUUAACCCAGCUUAUUGCAAAUGAUGUGAAUGAAGUGAAGUCAAACCUUUCGCAAAUUGGGGGUGAUUUUGGACGCAUCCAUGAAAUGAUUUCCGGCCUGGAAGGAAAGCUCAAGCUUGUUGAAAGCAAACAGGACAUAACUAACUCAGGUCUCUGGUAUCUGUGCCGGUUAGCUGAUCAGUUUACAGGGCAGCCAAGCAGUAGACUAUUCAAGGAAGUCAGCACGGAACUUGCAGACCAUUCAACAAAGGCUCUUGUGGGUGAAUCUUCGCUUAAGGGGCUGCAAUUCAUUACUGAAACGACAGAAACAGUCGAGAAAUCCGUCUCGGACACAAAGAAAGGUGGUAUCAGUUUUGCCAAUGAAAAAGGCCCCAUCUCGAGAACAAGAGUACGCAGAUCAUUUCCGGUUAACAUUUCUCUGGGCGAGGACAUCAUGGGUUAGGUGUGAGAUUAACCCUUUGUUUCAACCAUGAUUGAUUGGCUGGCUCGUUGCCUGCUUGGUUCUGCAGGACUGAAAUUCGUGAGAACUUCUUCCCAUGGGAAACAUAAAGUUAUCUCAAUUCUUUAAAGGGUCAUUUACAAUUUUAUAGGUACAAAAUGACGGGAAACAAACUCAGUAUUAAUCAAACAAGACAAUGCACCGGCGGUUUUAUUUUAUUUAUUUGAUGAUAAAGGAAACAGAGAGGUUGGAGGAAAAAAAUGAAAGGGUCAAAAUCCCAUGUCCACGUAAAAGUAACAGUUCCAUUGAUUCUAGGAUCUCUCUUGUAUAUAUGACUUGAAAACAGCUCGUUUGGUUCGUGGAAUCAAUGAGAAUGUAAUAGAAUAGAUUGUAAUGUAAUAGUGAUUAGGAUAAGCUUG